GCCGGCCCAUCACUACGCCUCUUCUUCACAAGUGCUCAGGUGAGUGACUCCACCUCCUCCUCGCCACAGAGCACACAACAUGUCAGGACUCUGACUCUCUGGCAUCUUUCUUUUUCGCUUGCAGCAGAUCUGAUGAAUCUCUAGAGACGGAUGACUGUGGUUCUGGUGAAAGAGCAUGAGUAAGAAGGUUCUGCUCCAACCUCCCAAUCUGUUAACAAGGUUCUCCUCCGACCCAAGAUUCUGCAGCAUCACGAUGGAAAACGUGCCGGUGGUGCCCGGGGCCGUCGGCCGCCGCGUGACGCCCUGAGUGAGUAGUUGAGGUGUUCGGAGACUCUUCCUCCGGUGGCUGGACAGGAUGACUGAGGGAAUGGACGACCUCUCUGCAGGGCCGGCUCCCCCUCCUCGAUCUGCCUCCCCCACCGGCUCCACUGUGGAUUCUGGACAAGUCCCCAAGGAGAAACCUGAGGAGACGGAGGCAGCUGGUGCGAGCGGGGAGGAGGGCGCUGAGGGAGCUGCCGAGGGAGGCGCUGCUGGUGAUGGGGAGCAUCUGGGGGCUUUGGGAAUUGUGGCCUUGCCAGGGACCUGCUGUGUGUGCAUAGAGAUGGAACAGAUUAACAGUUGCCUGCACUCUGAGAAAAUCUGCAUCCUGCCCAUCCUGGCCUGUCUGCUCAGCCUGGCCCUCUGCACCGCCGGCCUCAAGUGGGUCUUUGUGGAUAAGAUCUUCGAGUACGAGCCUCCCACUCACUUAGACCCGAAACGCAUCGGACAGGACCCGUUCAUCAUAUCAGUCGACCCCACGCUGGGACUGACUGUGUCCAUUCCUCAUUCAUCGCUGUCCCCCGUGUCCCUGACCUCCGCCGACCCCGGGACACCAGGACAUCCGGAGGUGUUGGUGGAGGAGAUGUCCACACGAGGGCCGCACGCGCCUCGCACUCCGAUAGUGACUCAGUCCGAUUCCUCUGUGACGCUGAAAUACAACGCUGAGCGUACCACCGUCCCAAAGCAGGCCCCCCCCUCCACACCGGAAUUCAACGACAUCAUCUUCCCAACAAUCCCCUCCACCAGCACCACCAGUACAACCAAGACCUCCAGUCAUGUGAUGCGCUGCAGCGACGGCCAGAGGAACUACUGCGUGAACGGAGGAGAGUGCUUCACCCUGGAGAUCACGCCCGGCAGCACCAAGUUCCUCUGCAGGUGCUUGGCGGGAUUCACUGGGCACCGAUGUGAACGAGCUGUGCUUAAGACGGUCUCAGACCCAAAACAAGCUGAGGAGCUGUAUCAGAAACGUAUUUUAACAAUAUCAGGAAUCUGCAUUGCACUCCUAGUCGUUGGAAUCAUGUGUGUGGUUGCCUACUGCAAAACAAAGAAGCAGAGGAAGAAGCUCCACGACCGUCUGAGGCAGAGUCUGAGGAAUCAGAGGAACAACAACACCAACGCUGGAACUGGUUCCAACUCUGCGACCUCAGCCCGAGCACGUCGGAUUUCUAACUUGCCUCUUCACGAUUUGCAGCUCACCAACAAAUGUAACGGGACGACUCCGCAGCCUUCAGCCGAGAGGGCGUCCGAGACGACCUUCUCCCCGAGCAAACAGGAAGCCACAACUCUCUCCCACGUCUCCAGCCAGAGGUUUGUGCCUCUGGUGACCUCUCCUGUGACCCCGGGGUCUCCUCCGUCAGAGAUGUCCGCCCCCCUGUCCAGCCUGGCCAUCUCCAACCCCUCCGUGGCCCUGAGCCCCUCUGGUGAGGAGGAGCGCCCCCUGCUGUUGUCCCGUCAGCCACACAAGAGCCGGGACGAGCAGAAGAGGUCGUCUGCUCACUACAACCACGGUCACAUGGCUCACAGUUUACCGCCCAGCCCGCUGUUCCCCCCGGAGGACGUUCAGUGUGACACCCCCGAGCAGACGCCCUCGGCCUCACCUGAGGUCCUCCACACAAACAACAACGUCAGUGACUGCAGCAGCAAAGCAGGAGGAGUCCUUAAUGGUCCCGUGCUGCGUGACGUGGAGUCCAGGGGCGACCAGGUGUCGGCUGAGGGGCCUCAGGGGGAACCCGCGCCCUUCCUCACCACAGAGCGAGCUACGGCCCUGCUGCUCCGAGCUGCCGCCAGCAGCAGGACUAACUCGGCCUCGUGUCACGACCACGAGCAGCUGGAGUCCAGCCGACCUGAUCCCGUCGCUGUGUGA
Pleuronectes platessa (European plaice) is the source of this 2182-nucleotide messenger RNA. It is a transcript of the gene nrg1, whose product is annotated as neuregulin 1. Gene Ontology annotation, biological process: animal organ development; intracellular signal transduction; nervous system development. Gene Ontology annotation, molecular function: chemorepellent activity; protein tyrosine kinase activator activity. The transcript has 7 exons. The record is from RefSeq and is a predicted model, not a curated record. The coding region runs from base 356 to 2182 and encodes 608 amino acids. NCBI's taxonomy places the organism in Eukaryota, Metazoa, Chordata, Actinopteri, Pleuronectiformes, Pleuronectidae.